Molecule: messenger RNA, 1173 nt
Organism: Kwoniella shivajii
Lineage: Eukaryota; Fungi; Basidiomycota; Tremellomycetes; Tremellales; Cryptococcaceae
Product: methylthioribose-1-phosphate isomerase
Exons: 7
Coding region: 1-1173 (390 amino acids)
Molecular function (GO): S-methyl-5-thioribose-1-phosphate isomerase activity
Source: RefSeq, a predicted model, not a curated record
AUGGUAGCCGCUGCACCUUCAGGCAAACAGCCUUUGCCAGACAUGAUGACUUCGAUCAGAAUUGAUAAAUCUGGUCAAGUUGAAAUCGUUGAUCAAUUACUACUUCCUCACUCGGUCGCUUGGAUCCCUAUUUCCACUCCUGAAGAAGCGUUUGAUGCGAUCAAAUCAAUGAAAAUCCGAGGUGCACCUGCCAUAGCUUCACUUGCGGCUUUAUCCCUAAAAUCAUAUCUAUCAUCUUCGUCCAGACCCUCUUUCGCUUCAGGGGAAGAAGCAGUGGAAUGGGUAUCGAAGACAUGUGAUUAUCUACAAUCAUCAAGGCCUACCGCUGUCAAUCUCGGUGAAGCAAUGGAUCGAAUUAGAAGUACAUUGAAACAAUCAACUGGAGCUGACCCAGAAAAUGUUGUGGAGAAAGUAAAGAAAGUAUGUGAGGAUGUGCAUGAAGAAGAUUUGGAAAGGAAUAUGGAGAUGGGUAGAUUAGGUGCUGAGUGGUUAUAUAAGAAAAGAGCUGGAAAUGGUAAAAAAUCAUUGAAAGUCGUCACCGUUUGUAAUACAGGUAGUUUAGCUACUUCUGGUUACGGUACUGCCAUCGGAGUCAUAACAGCUUUAUUCGAAAAUGAUCAAUUGGACACUGCAUAUUACGCACAGACAACACCAUAUCAUCAAGGAUCAAGAUUAACAAGUUUGGAAUUAACCACUCUGCAAAUACCCGCUUGCAUGAUUUGUGAUACAAUGCUCGGUUCAUUAUUCCAACAUGAAGAUAUCGACGGUGUGAUCGUUGGUGCUGACCGAGUCGUUAAAAAUGGUGAUACAGCUAAUAAAAUCGGUACAUACCAAGCGGCAGUCUUAGCUCAAAGACAUAGUAUACCUUUUAUGGUUGUAGCUCCAGUGACGACCAUUGAUCUUUCACUAUCUACAGGAGCAGACAUUCACAUCGAACACCGACCGUCUGUCGAAGCCACACAAGUAAGAGGAUUGAACGUUGAAACUGGAAAACUCAGUGUAGUCAGAAUAACACCUGAAGGUGUUGGACAAGGUGAUAAACCUUGGCAAAGAGUUUACAAUCCUUCAUUUGAUGUUACACCAGCUGAACUCAUCAGUUGCGUUGUCACUGAAAAAGGAGUCGCGGAGAGAAAACAAGGCGAGAAGAGUAUUGACGUCUCUUCAGUCUGCUAG